GUCAGAAUUUUCAAAAAAUCGAUUUUUUUUUUUUUGCAUUUUCUUAAAGUAUAAUAUUUUUAAAAUAUUGUGUGAAAAUUUGAAGUGAAUCCGACAAAUUCUUUUCGAGUUAUUUAACAAUGACCAAAGGACGCUCGGGUGCUACGUGGCAUUCGAGAGCAGGUAGCUAGAAACAGCUGCAAGCAACCGACCUUUCGGGUUUCAUUGUCAUGAAUAUCUCCCCAUUUUAAUGUAGUACAAGAACUGAAAAAUAAUUUUUGGUUGCCAGUAUACCUGUAGUCGUUGCACUGAUCAGUCGAUAGUUUUGUGAUAAAUUAUUUCUCAAGUGAAUUAAAUUAUUAACCAUGGGACGUGAUUCUAGAAAGGUUUCAAGAGAACUUCGGAGUUCUGAAAAAAUUAAUAAGUCGCGUUCAGUCAAAAGAAAGAAUGUUUUUAAUCCGAAAACAGCCGAACGUGAUGAAAGUAUUCAGAGUACAUCUUCUAAAAAAUUAAAACAAAACACUGAAGAUGAUGUACCUGAAGACAGCAGUACUGAAUUUCGAAUAAUAAAUUUGAUGAAAUUCGAGUGAUGAAAAACCGAAUCAUGAUAUGUGUCCAAAAGGCGAAGAAUCUUGGUGCUCUUACCAGCGCGCUGAAGCAAGAGGAGAGCUUGAUACCUAUUCUCACGAUUAUUCUCCCUUACCUUCUGAUGUUUUAAAAGCUAUCAAGCCUAUAUACGAAGGUCUUAGUAAUGAAAAUUUACUUUCAAGAUGUGUAGGUGGAUUCAAUCAGAAUAAUAAUGAAAGCUUUAACCAACUAGUAUGGAAAAUAUGCCCAAAAACGGUAAAUACUAGUUUUACUGUCGUACAAAUAGCUGCAUACGUUGCUAUGUGUAUAUUUAAUGAGGGUAUAAAUUCAGUAUUAGUCUUGAUGAAUACACUAGGACUUAAUUGUGGGCCUAAUUCUCAUCGGUAUGCAGAAAGAAUGGAUGCUGCACGUAUCAAAGUAGCAGAUAAGCGCGCUAAUGAUAACACCCGAGAAGGUCGAUUGCAACGUAGGCACCAGCAAAUCAAUAUUUUGGAAGCUGCUAUGACGGCUGAAGAGCUAUUAUAUGGUCCAGGAAUAGAUGACUCAGUAUGAAUCUCCAAGGACUUAUGAUGAUCACCGCAAAGGACUUCGGGAGGAACGGGCUCUACAAAAACAGCGAUAACUUUUUGAAUUAUUAAUUUUUUUUUUUGAAAUUUUCGUGAAGUCAAAUCGAAACGUGUUCUAAUAAAGCUAUGUUUUUAUUUUUGUCAAAUAAAGUAAUUAACUACAAAAAAAAAAUUAUUGAAAAUCAUCAUUUUUUCAGGCCUCUGAGUACCCCUA
This is a messenger RNA of Microplitis mediator, 1347 nucleotides long. RefSeq lists its product as uncharacterized. Lineage: Eukaryota; Metazoa; Arthropoda; Insecta; Hymenoptera; Braconidae. The transcript has 3 exons. The coding region runs from base 589 to 1119 and encodes 176 amino acids. The record is from RefSeq and is a predicted model, not a curated record.